Molecule: messenger RNA, 1158 nt
Organism: Ostrinia furnacalis (Asian corn borer)
Lineage: Eukaryota; Metazoa; Arthropoda; Insecta; Lepidoptera; Crambidae
Gene: Pfdn4
Product: prefoldin subunit 4
Exons: 3
Coding region: 129-536 (135 amino acids)
Biological process (GO): protein folding
Cellular component (GO): cytoplasm; prefoldin complex
Source: RefSeq, a predicted model, not a curated record
CAAUUUUGACAUCUGUCUGAUCAAACGCGACGAAAAAAGUUAUUGGUUAGAAUUCUCACUGAGGAGUAAACUAAUUUUACUAAAAAUAUUUUAUUGUAACUAGUAGUUCAACAAAUUACUCGUACAAUAUGGCUAAUUCUGGGAAAGGAACAUUUCAACCAGAUUCAGACGUACACAUAUCUUAUGAGGAUCAACAAAAAAUCAAUAAAUUUGCUCGUCUCAAUGCCAAAUUAGAUGAUUAUAAAGAUGAACUUAAAGUAAGACAGAAUGAUAUGAAAAAUUUAGAAGAAGCAGUCGAAGAGUUAGGCCUUGCAGACGAUUCAGAGAAAAUCCCAUAUCUUAUUGGUGAAGUCUUUAUAUGCCAAAACUUGGAAGACACUUUAAAAUCUUUAGAGGAUGCCAAAACUAAAAAAGAAAAUGAAAUAGGUGAAUUGGAAUCAAAGUGUGAAGAACUAAAGUCUCAAAUGGGAGAAUUAAAAGCUCAUCUUUAUGGAAAAUUUGGAAGUCAUAUUAAUUUAGAAAAUGAAGAAGAUUAAAACAAACAGAAUGCAGUUUCAAAAAUAUUUAAUUUAAUCUAAUUAUGUUCUAAGAUUGAAAACUAUUUAGUUAACAAGUGCUAGAUAGUACAUAAUAGCUUGAUAAAUAUUAUGGCAUGCUUACAUUAUUACAGCCAAAACCAAAAGCUUUCUAUAACACUAACUUAACUAAGUAUUUAUAUAAGGAAAAUAUAUGUUUAACUCUUUAUUGCACACUUAACAAGAUACCUAAUUACAGUCAAUAUUUUUCAAAUAUUUUCAGUGUCUGGUGAUAAAUAAAUAUGAUGUCAAUAUACCUAUGUUAAUAAAUAAAUCACUCUUCUCUGAAUAAUUUCAGUAUUUUUAUUCUGUAAAUAUUCAAAGUUUGUUCAGAAUAUUAUAUUAUUUUUUACAUGUAGGCCAACCUUAUAAUUUGUUUGUUUUAGCACAUAUUGUGUAAAAUAAUUUAAUGUAAUAUGGCAUGCAUACCACAGGAAGCUAACUAGAAAAUGAUUCACAAAAAUAAUUUGUAUCUCUAUCUGGAUAUAAACUUAUCAAUCUCCAAAUUGUCCAGCUGAAACAUGCAUGAAGAAUAUCAUUAACACAUUUACCACACAAACCUGUUUGUUGUGGUUUAUCCCUA